AUGGAAACCCCAUCUUCGAACGGAUCCGUUACUAAGCGUUCUCUGAGGAGGAAAGUGAAUUUGAGGAACUAUGAUGAGGAUCUGAUGGAUGAGUUGUUUGAGAAGCAGUUGGGAGGUGGUUUGAAGAAAAGGAGUAGGACCAAAGAGGAUUUGGAGAAGGAGACCGAGACGGAGGCUAUGAUUGCGAUGUCACUUGGUUUUCCCAUUGAUGCUUUGCUUGAGGAGGAGGUUAGGGCCGGGGUUGUGAGGCAAUUAGGUGGGAAGGAGCAGAAUGAUUAUAUAGUCAUCAGGAAUCAUAUCUUGGCUCUGUGGAGGAGGGGGAAUGUGAGGUUGUGGUUGAGUAAAGGAAUGAUUAGAGAAACUGUGAGCAAUGAGUAUGAGCAUUUGAUUAAUUCUGCUUAUGACUUCCUUCUGUAUAAUGGCUACAUAAAUUUUGGGGUUUCGCCGGCAUUUACUUCUCAAUUGCCUGAGUCAAAUGAGGGAACUGCUGUUGUUAUUGGUGCUGGCCUGGCAGGAUUGGCAGCCGCAAGGCAGCUGUUGUCGUUCGGUUACAAGGUUGUGGUUUUGGAAGGUAGGAGCCGGCCUGGUGGGCGAGUUUAUACUCAGAAGGUGGGGCGUGAGGGGAAAUUUGCUGCUAUUGAUGUUGGUGGGAGUAUUAUCACUGGGAUUCAUGCUAACCCUUUAGGGGUUUUGGCUCGACAGCUUUCUAUACCACUUCAUAAAGUCAGAGAUAAUUGCCCUUUAUAUAAGCCAAAUGGAGCACCGGUUGAUACAGAAAUGGAUGCAAGUGUUGAAUUUGUAUUUAAUAGGUUGCUCGACAAGGUUAUGGAGUUAAGGCAAAUUAUGGGUGGGUUCGCAAGUGAUACCUCACUUGGUUCGGUCUUGGAGAAGCUCAGGCAGUUAUAUAGUGUGACCCGAAGUACUGAUGAGAGGCAGUUGCUUGAUUGGCAUCUUGCAAAUUUGGAAUACGCAAAUGCUGGGUGCCUUUCAAAUCUUUCGGCUGCCUAUUGGGAUCAGGAUGAUCCUUAUGAAAUGAGUGGUGAUCACUGCUUUCUUGCUGGAGGUAAUACAAGGUUGAUAAAAGCAUUAUGUGAAGGGGUUCCUAUUUUUUAUGGAAAGACCGUCAAUACUAUAAGAUAUGGGAAUGAGGGUGUUGAGGUUAUUGCUGGGGACCAAGUCUUUCAAGCAGAUAUUGCCUUAUGUACCGUGCCUCUUGGAGUUCUGAAAAAGAAGGCUAUCAGUUUUGAACCUGAAUUACCUGCAAGGAAACUGGCAGCAAUUGAGAGGAUGGGGUUUGGGCUGCUGAACAAGGUUGCCAUGGUUUUUCCUCAUGUUUUUUGGGGGGAAGACCAAGACACAUUUGGAUGUCUCAAUGAAUAUAGUCAUCAACGUGGGCAGUUUUUCCUAUUUUACUGUUACCACACAGUUUCUGGAGGCCCAGCACUUGUUGCGCUGGUGGCGGGUGAAGCUGCACAAGUCUUUGAAUCCACAGAUCCUUCCAUUUUACUCCAUCGGGUUUUGACUGUUUUAAAAGGUAUCACAAUUAUUUUAUGA
Molecule: messenger RNA, 1554 nt
Organism: Sphenostylis stenocarpa
Lineage: Eukaryota; Viridiplantae; Streptophyta; Magnoliopsida; Fabales; Fabaceae
Source: the annotation of a GenBank genome assembly